CUGUCGAUACCGUGCAAGCCUGGUCGCACGCACGUAUGCUCGUGUUUUCGGUGGUUUCGUGUGAUCUUCUGUAUUAGUGACUGUAUGGUCCAACGUUAACCAGCACAGAGCAUAAAUUCUUUAUUCCAGUGUGGUGUCGUUCAGGAAAGUUUAGACGUACCACUGCGGUAGAAAGUUUACGUACAUGCACUCACUCAUCUUCCAGUCUACACUUCGAAUAGCUCCAGUUUCCUCUGUUCCUCUUCUUCCUCUUCCUUUCUCAUUGUUCCUCUCUUCAUCUGAGCUCUCCAAUUGCCAAUGGAGCUCCCCUACUCCCUCUUUCUCAGCUUCCUCCUCCUGUUUAUCUGCUCCACCUCCGUCAGCCCUUCUUCUUCCACCACUGACAUCUUCACAGAGGCCCUCCUGAACCUAAAAUCGGAGCUCACAGACCCGCAAAACACCCUCGAGGACUGGUCCAUAAGCCCAGAACCAGACCCCUCGCAGCCCGCUAUCCAAUCAUGUUCCUGGCCGGGAAUCACCUGCAACGGCAACAAAACCUCGGUGAUCUCGAUCGACUUGUCGGGAAGAAUCCUGAGCGGGUCCUUAUCGGGCGAGAAGCUCGCCGUCUUCCAGGACCUGCAGCACUUGAACCUCAGCUACAACUCCUUCUCCGGGGCUCUCCCGGUGGAAAUCUUCAACCUCACAGAGCUCAGGACAUUGGAUAUCAGCAGGAACAACUUCUCCAGGGAGUUUCCGGGGGAUAUUUCACUCGCUGGGAUGAAGAAUCUCGUGUUGAUCGACGCGUUCAGCAACAGCUUCUCCGGUCCCCUGCCUCGGAAUCUGCCUCAAGUCGAAACACUAGAAGUGCUGAACCUUGCAGGGAGCUACUUCAGUGGAGGAAUCCCACCUGUGUAUGGAAGCUUUAGGAGCAUAAAGUUUAUUCACUUAGCCGGGAACUUCCUCAGUGGGGAGAUCCCACCUGAGCUAGGGAACCUCCAGACCUUGACUCACAUGGAAAUCGGGUACAAUUCCUACGAAGGAGGCAUCCCGCAGCAGUUCGGUAAUUUGAGUGCGAUCACAUACCUUGACAUUGCCGAUGCCAACCUCUCCGGUCCAAUCCCGAAAGUGCUUUCGAACCUCACCAAGCUUGAGUCACUUUUCCUGUUCAAGAACCAGCUUGUGGGUCUGAUUCCCUGGGAGCUUGGCAGAGUGGUGUCACUCACCGACUUGGACUUGUCGGAUAAUCUGAUCUCAGGACCGGUCCCUGAGAGCUUCAGCGGGCUCAAGAACUUGAGGCUCCUCAGCCUGUUCUACAAUUCCAUGAAUGGGACAGUCCCGGAUUCUGUCGCGGAACUUCCUUCCCUUGAGACUCUCCUUAUAUGGAACAAUCUCUUCAGCGGGCCACUCCCAAAGGACUUGGGCAAGAACUUGAAACUCGAGUGGGUUGAUGUUUCGACGAACUACUUGGUCGGCCCGAUCCCGGCAAAGAUCUGUUCGGGAGGUGGACUCCUCAAGUUGAUCAUGUUCUCGAACAAUUUCACGGGGACCUUGUCGCCUUUGGUCUCGGAUUGUGCAUCCCUUGUUCGGCUCCGCCUCGAGGAUAAUUCAUUCUCCGGCGAGAUUCCACUUAACUUCACUCUAAUCUCUGACAUUUCCUACAUCGAUCUUUCCAGAAAUAAUUUCACGGGGCCCAUCCCCUCCGAUAUUUCCCGCGCCGCGAAUCUUCAGUACUUCAAUGUGUCCGGGAAUCGUGGGAUUGGAGGCACAAUCCCGACGGGGAUAUGGUCUAUGCAGUCCCUGAAGAAUUUCUCCAUGUCCGGUUGUAAUGUCUCGGGAGAAAUUCCCGCAUUUGGGUCAUGCGAGUCGGUUUCGGUGAUCGAGCUUAAUGAUAACGCCUUAUCAGGUUCCCUACCUGAGAGUAUUUCCAGUUGCCGGGAACUUGAGUGGGUCGAUUUUUCCAGGAAUCAUCUCACUGGUCAGAUUCCCAAAGGGAUUGCUCGUCUUCCUGCUCUCAGUGCCCUGGACCUGUCCCGCAACAAUUUCACCGGUCCAAUACCGAGGGAAUUCAGGGAUUCUUUGAGGCUAAGGCAAUUCAACAUCUCUUUCAAUGACGUAUCUGGACCAAUACCUUCCAGCAAGGUCUUCAAAUCGAUGGAUCAGAGCUCGUUUCUAGGUAAUGAGAGACUGUGUGGCGCCCCACUGCGACCAUGCCCUGGCUCGAUAGGUAUUCUCGGAAGCAAGGGCACAAAAGGGAAGCUAAUAUUGGUCCUCUUACUAUGUUUGGGAUUAGUCGUUCUCACGGCACUGUUGGCCCUAGGGAUCUUUCAUUUCAUUAAGGGCAGCCGAAAGGGCCACUGGAAGAUGGUGUCCUUCGAUGGGCUCCCCCGAUUCACACCGAACGACAUAAUGAGGAGCUUCGAGGUCUCCGAACCCAUACCAACACCACAAGGUCCGGUUUCCAAGGCAGUUCUGCCAACUGGAAUAACUGUCUCGGUCAAGAAGCUGGAGUGGGACUCAAAGAGAAUGGAGAUCUUAUCGGGGUUUAUUACCAGAAUGGGAGAAGCUAGGCACCCGAACCUGACCCGGCUACUCGGGUUUUGCCACAACAGAGAGGUGGCUUACUUACUAUAUGAUCACUUGCCGAAUGGGAAUUUAGGUGAGAGGAUAGGAGCCAAAAGGGACUGGAGGGAAAAGCGUAGGGUGAUCAAUGGGAUUGCGAGAGGCCUUUGCUAUCUCCACAAUGAGUGCUUCCCUCCAAUUCCUCAUGGAGAUUUGAAGUUGAACAUCGUGGUUUUCGAUGAGAAUAUGGAACCCCGACUGACGGAGUUUGGGUUCCGGUACCUGGCUCGGUUUAAUUCAGGUUCAUCGCAGAUCGGAACCACGGAGAAGGGUCCAGGGGAAUUCAGCGGUGCGAUUAAGGAGCAGCUCGAGAUGGAUGUGUACAACUUCGGGGAGAUCAUAAUCGAAGUAUUGACGAACGGAAGGCUAGCAAGUGCCGGAGACAGCAUCCACAACAAGCCAAAGGAAGUUCUCUUAAGAGAAAUUUGCAGUGAGAAUGCUGGUUCCAUCCAAGAGGAAGUACAGCUAGUCCUCGAAGUCGCUCUACUUUGCACUGAGAGACCGGCAUCGGACCGACCAACAGCUCGAGAUGCACUGAAGCUUUUAUCGGAGCACAAGAGCUUGAGAAAAUGAGCUUACUUUCAGAAACGGCAGAGUAAAGAAAGAAAUUGAGCUUAAGCAUUAAGGUAGAUAUGUGUAUCAUGUGAUUGGAUAUUAAUAGCAAGCAUGUAACUAUUGUUUUAGGUAGGUCUUUUAUGGAACCCCCGUCUGUAAUUUUUCUUCUUGUUUUUUUUUUUUUGGGUGAUCAUAUAUAGCAACAUUUUGUGGAAAAAAAUAUAAAGCAAAAUUUUAAUAAACCAGGUAAGUGCAUUGAAACAGAAA
Messenger RNA from Punica granatum (pomegranate), 3420 nucleotides. NCBI's taxonomy places the organism in Eukaryota, Viridiplantae, Streptophyta, Magnoliopsida, Myrtales, Lythraceae. The record is from RefSeq and is a predicted model, not a curated record.